AUGGUGGAUAUGCGCCGGCAUCGUAUUGUUAGUGUAGUAGAAGAAACAUGGGGCAAAGGAACAAUUUUCACAGAUGAACCAUUAGAUGAACCGAUAGUAAGCGCACAAAAGAGAUUGAGUUAUCUCCAAUCUUCUUUAUAUUCAACUAUUUUGGAAGAUAUUAUUACACAGUUACGCAUACUAGAAUCCGUUAAUAAUGAGUUACAUAUUCACAAGACUAUGUCUGAUAUGGGUUUAUUAAGGGCGCUCAAGUUUUGUGUAGAGCAACCAAAAUGCACUGAUGAAUUGGAAGGCAUCGACCCACAUAAUCUUGGUUGCAUGAAAUACAAACUUAAUAAACUUGUGGCUGAUCGGAAAUAUCUUGCCAAUAUUAUGAAAGAUUUAUAUAUUGAACUGGCGCUAGAUAAAACUUAUGACACACUCAGGAACAGUGUCAAGGUCGUCGUCAACCGAAAUGAUCAUCUUAAGUUUUUGUUAGAGGAUGAAGCGAAGAAUCGAAUAAUUCGUCGUGAUUUGAAUAAACAGUUGAGACAACAACGCAAUCAUAUAAAAUCCGUCAUCUACGAUACUGACGUACAUAUUGAAGAUUUGAAUUCACAAGUAGAAGAUGCAGUACUGAAUUCCGAAUGUUGUAGCAGAUACGUCGACAACUGGCAGCGAGCUCGCACCGAGCAACACAUUCAAUCUAUCAAAGAUCAAGAAUAUUCUCCGUCUACAACUAUCGAGUAUUACAAGCGGAGGUAUGAUCAUGAACAAAGAGUGCAUUCAGAAGUUGAAUUACUUGUGAACAUUAUGAUAAAUGAAACUCUUGCAAAAGUCGAAGGUUGGAUGGAUAAAUAUGAUAAAGAUAUGGAGGGGAUCGAUCUGAAAAUUCAAAUUAAGAAAAAUGACUUUCAAAAUGAACGUGAUAGACGAAUUGAACUCGAGGAAACGAUCGAGAAACACGAUAAACUAAUGAAAGACUGGGUUCAUUUCAAAGAUGAACGCGAAAAAGCACGUUUAUAUAGGGAGAAGAUGACCAAUGCAGCGAUCACUGUGCAGGCUUGGUGGCGUGGUCUCUUAGUGCGUUUGCAGUUAGGACCCUAUAAAGUACCUAAGAAGAAGGGAGCUGGACCCCCAGGGGCCAAGAAAAAGUGA
Molecule: messenger RNA, 1137 nt
Organism: Amyelois transitella
Lineage: Eukaryota; Metazoa; Arthropoda; Insecta; Lepidoptera; Pyralidae
Product: dynein regulatory complex protein 9
Exons: 8
Coding region: 1-1137 (378 amino acids)
Biological process (GO): cilium organization
Cellular component (GO): cytoplasm; motile cilium
Molecular function (GO): protein binding
Source: RefSeq, a predicted model, not a curated record